UGACUUGCAGUGGAACUGGUCGUGCGCACCAAGUGAGAUCACACGGUGCCUCAUUUUCUCUUUCUCUUGCUCCGUCUCUCUCUCUCUCUCUCUCACACACACACACACACACACGCAUUUUCCAGUAGAACACACAACAUCAUUUUACUGUGCCAAGGUGGAAUAUCUGGGGAAGCAGCUGAAAACAAUUCCUCCUCAACCAGGGAAGUAGAAGGGGAUCCGUUAUGAACGGAACCAUUGAAGGACAUCCUGUUCAUGAAAAAGUAAGUUCUAAUCAGAGAAGGAUUUGAAUUCAUCUCUGAUUCUUUAAGACUCGGAGGAAUUUUGCCCUUUUUUUUCUCCCCCAUUUUCUUGUGGAGCGACACCGAGCUUCAGACAGCAGCUGAUUUUGUGGACUACUGGGUUCUGGAUGGUAUUUUAAGGCCGAAUCUGUGUAGGAACGUCUCCGCUCUCAUGUCCUUUUGCUCUGUUCCAGUAUGAUCCUGAAGUGACUGACCUGUGAAGAGAGUCACGUGGGGGAGUGUUUUCAAAGGACUUCUGUGCUUCUCUAAGAGUGUAUGGCCAUCUGACAUUGGAAAGCCCAGCAGAUAAAAGACCGCAAAUAGGAACGACCACAGCAAAAGAAGAGAGGAAAGAAUAGGCCAUGGCUGAGGGGAUGAUUGCUUCUCAAAGUGAACCGUGACAGAAUGUUCGAGUGUAUGAGCAAAGUCAUGCUGCACACGGUCAUCUCAUGCUGGCAACCAUUCCUGGGGCUGGCCCUCGUGGCUGUCUUUGUGGGUUCCACCCUAGGAUGUCCCUCACGCUGCGAGUGUUCGGCGCAGAGCAAAGCAGUUGUCUGUCACCGCAAGCGCAUGCCAACUAUUCCGGAUGGCAUCCCAACAGAGACCAGGGUCCUGGACCUGAGCAAGAACAAACUGACAAUGAUCAACCCUGACGACUUCAUUGUGUUUCCUGGGCUUGAGGAACUUGACCUCAGUGGAAAUAUUAUCAGUUAUGUUGAGCCCGGAGCGUUUAAUUCUCUUUUUAACAUGCACUCACUCAGUCUCAAGAGCAAUCGUAUCAAGCUCAUUCCCCUGGGUGUCUUUGCAGGUUUAACAAAUCUUACCCGACUGGAUAUAAGUGACAACAAAAUCGUCAUCCUCCUGGAUUAUAUGUUUCAGGACUUACACAAUCUGAGGUUUUUGGAAGUGGGCGACAACGAUCUGGUUUACAUUUCUCACAGAGCAUUCAGUGGACUUUUAAGCCUGGAAAUACUAACCUUAGAAAGAUGCAACCUUACAGUUGUACCUACUGAGGCCCUUUCCCACCUGCAUAACCUUGUCAGCCUCCAUUUGCGUUACCUCGGCAUCAGUACCUUGCACCCUUACUCAUUCAAAAAGUUGUUCAGGCUCCGGGAAUUAGAAAUCGAUAAUUGGCCUUUGCUAGACCAUGUGCCAGCCAAUACAUUGCAUGGCCUCAACCUGACCAAGCUGUUUAUAACAAAUACCAACCUGUCCUCCUUCCCUUAUCAAGCCAUGAAGCAUCUGCCCUAUCUGACACACCUCAACCUGUCCUUCAACCGCAUCAACCACAUUGAAGGGGGAAUGCUAAUGGAGCUUGUUCGUCUGCGAGAGCUUCACCUGGUUGGUGCUCAGUUAACCACGAUUGAGCCGUAUGCCUUUCAAGGCUUGCGUGGUCUUAAAGUUCUUAAUGUCUCUCACAACCGACUGGAUACACUGGAAAAGGGUGUUUUUCAGUCUCCAGAGGCUUUGGAGGUUCUUCUGAUUGAUAACAACCCGUUAGUGUGUGACUGUCGUCUAAUGUGGAUCCUACAGAAACGGCACUCCAUUUACUUUGGGGAUUCGCAACCGGAGUGCAGCACACCUGAAGGUAUCCGUGGCAGGCCUUUUAGGGAGUUUAAGGAGACUCUACUGUCAUAUUACGUCACCUGCACCAAGCCAAGAAUUCGUGAGAAUAAAACGCAAACCAUCACUGUGGAUGAAGGCCAGCAGGCAAUGUUGCGCUGCAGUGCUGAGGGGACACCAAGACCCACUGUGUCCUGGCUGUCCCCUCGGCGGCGAGUUCUGACAAGUAGGAGCCAUGGUAGAGUGACCGUCCACAACAAUGGUACACUGGAGAUCAAGUCAGCAGAGGUACAAGACAGCGGAGUGUACCUUUGCCUUGCAUCAAACACUGCCGGGAAUGACACCCUGAUGACCUCAUUGGCAGUGAAAAGCCUGGGAUCUCUGUAUGCCAACAGGACCCAGUACUACACAGAUCCCAGCAACACCACUGCCAAUGCGACGACUGGUGGCACCCUUGGCUUAGACCUAAAGACUAUUUUAGUGUCAACAGCAAUGGGUUGUUUUACCUUCCUUGGAGUGGUCUUGUUUUGUUUCCUGCUCCUUUUUGUUUGGAGCAGAGGAAAAGGAAAACAUAAAAACAACAUAGAUGUUGAAUAUGUGCCACGGUCAAAGUCUAAUGGCACUAACGUGGACUCGGCCGAGGGACAAGCUGGUCCUCGUCGUUUUAAUAUGAAAAUGAUGUGACUUCUUAUGUGGAUUCAAAAUUCUGGAUUGUGGGAAUGCCCAAAGUACAUUGUAUUUUUUUGCAAAUAGGACUAUUGAACUUCCCAGUGUUACAGGGAGAGAGAGAGACUGUGAAAAGGCUUGGGCUCUCAUUACAAGUUGAGCAGUAUCAUAAAUCCCUGGAUCUUCAUGAACUGCAAGGAAUAGUUGGACAUAAUGUUAAGCAACUGAGAGCGUACUUCUUCAACAAGGAAAAGAAGUGAAAACUAUUGUCACCAAGAGGACCUUAAGGGAGCAGUGUCACUUAUCAGCUUUUUGAAAUUUAUAUGCCCAAAAAGAACCCUUCAGUUUUGGGUCGGAGCUACAGACUGCUGAACCAUGUACAGUACAAAUUUGUAUCUGAGCUAUUAACCUACUUUGUUUAGUCUUGCGCCAUGCUUACUCACAGAACAAAAUCAAUGAAACAGACCAUAAUUCCCUAUGUUAAAUACUUUGCAUAUGUGUACCUAAUGCUUCAUUAUGUACACAUGUAUCUGCAAAUUAAGUCAAAAGAACUAUUCAUAGCAAUAUUCAUGGGAUGCAUUAGCCAAAAUUGAUAUAACCCCAUGUGUUCAGACUUUCAAAGUUACUAUGGAUUAAGGAAGGGCUUUUAUGCGUGAUUAUCUGUCCCUGCUCACCAAUUGACUCCUUGACAUUAAUACAUAUAUAUUAUUUAUCAAUGAAAAUAGUAGAAAAAUAUUUAUGAAAAAUGUGAAGUAUUUUACAAAAAUCAGUCCUUAAACACUGUUCGAGAUCUAACAUAAAGCUUGGAUCAACAUAAUGAUGACCCAUUAGCGGUCAGCGUACCUACAUGAACCACCUUUUGUCCUAUUUUUGUCUCCUUUUAUUCCUUUAAAUGUACCUUUGCUGGUUGGCAAACUACAUGUGUCAAUUUUACUACAGUGACAUUUGCAUCAUUUUCCGCAGUAGAACAUUUGGACUUUGUUGUGGUAGUUUCUCAUUUUGUUGUUGAAUCAUUUAGAUUGUGAAAACUUUAAAAGUAAAAGUUAAAAAAAAAAUGUAUGUGAAAUAAAUGAAGAUGUAUUUGUAACAUUGGGUUGACUAUAAAUGUUGUUACAUAAUGCGAUCUGUUUCUCUUUAACUUCACUGAUCACUCAUUGUCUUGGUCAUACUGCCUACACAACACUUAUACACUAUAGGUCUCGGUGUCAUGGGUUCCUUUGCAACACAAGAGAGAUGAAGAGUAGCUUUAGGUUUUCUUUGUUUGCAGCUCAAAAGAUCUGUUAUCAGGUUCACAUUAUCACUUAUCAGCUAAAAUGUAAUAAAUGUGUUUAUUUA
Molecule: messenger RNA, 3845 nt
Organism: Solea senegalensis (Senegalese sole)
Lineage: Eukaryota; Metazoa; Chordata; Actinopteri; Pleuronectiformes; Soleidae
Gene: lingo2
Product: leucine rich repeat and Ig domain containing 2
Exons: 5
Coding region: 687-2528 (613 amino acids)
Cellular component (GO): plasma membrane
Molecular function (GO): protein binding
Source: RefSeq, a predicted model, not a curated record